Messenger RNA from Anolis sagrei ordinatus, 1171 nucleotides. It is a transcript of the gene CLDN1, whose product is annotated as claudin 1. Lineage: Eukaryota; Metazoa; Chordata; Lepidosauria; Squamata; Anolidae. Gene Ontology annotation, molecular function: structural molecule activity. Gene Ontology annotation, cellular component: bicellular tight junction; plasma membrane. The record is from RefSeq and is a predicted model, not a curated record. Gene Ontology annotation, biological process: bicellular tight junction assembly; cell adhesion.
CUGCCCCGAAAGCCAGUUCUCCAAGUCGACUUCUGGGUCCAGCAGCAUCAACCUGCUCUGAAAUCCCUCGGAUUACAAAAAGGAGAGCAGAGCAGAGCAGAGAAGGAACUCUCCUUGGCUUCAUCUCUCCAAGGACCAAGCGCCCUUCCUUCCUUCCUCCAUCCAUCCAUCCUUUUCAGGCGCUCCUUUGCCUCGUUGUUGCUGUUCCAGUGGAGACGCAAUGGCCAGUGGUGGUCUGCAGAUGCUGGGCUUCCUCCUGGCCUUCAUCGGCUGGAUCGGCACCAUCGUCAGCACUGCCAUGCCUCAGUGGAAGAUCAACUCCUACGCCGGAGACAACCUCAUCACGGCCCAAGCCAUCUACGAGGGUCUCUGGAUGAACUGUGUGAUGCAGAGCACCGGGCAGAUGCAGUGCAAGGUCUUCGACUCCCUUCUCAAGCUGCCAGGCAACUUGCAGGCAACGCGAGCCUUGAUGGUGGCCAGCAUCCUCCUGGGUCUCAUUGCGUCCUUCGUCGCCAUGAUUGGCAUGAAAUGCAUGAAGUGCCUGGAGGACGAUGAAGUCAAGAAGAUGAGGAUGGCAGUUCUCGGGGGCAUCAUCUUCCUUAUCUCAGGCUUCGCCACCUUGGUAGCCACGUCAUGGUAUGGGAAUGUCAUCGCCCAGGAGUUCUUCAACCCAUUCACUCCAGUCAACACCAGGUUCGAGUUUGGCCCGGCGCUCUUUGUGGGCUGGGCGGCGGCCUCGCUGGUCCUCUUGGGAGGGGCCUUCCUCUGCUGCUCCUGCCCCCGGAAGGAGACCUCCUACCCCCCAACCCGGCCUUACCCCAAAAGCGCCCCGUCCGCCGGGAAGGAUUACGUAUAAUGAGGCCGAACGGCGCCGGAGGAGGAACACCGCGGCCUUGGAGAACCCACAGGGACUUGUUCAACCACCGUUUCCCCAAAUGCAACAACCAAAGCCUUGGGCUUACUGCCUGUACAACCAACAUGUAUCUGUAUAUAGAUAUCUAUACACACAUGCCUCAUUCCUUGUAGUCCUGGAUGGGCAGUUGUGGUUUCAUGCAUUUGAUCCAACGGAGAAUCCCAGUCCCAAUUUGUAGAUAUCCACAGCAAAAGGGCGAGAAAUCGGCACGUGAUCAUUGCACUUGUUGGGAAUCUAUUACUCUUCCUUUGGGAAAAA